AGAUAGAUACCUGGGAUCCGGGGGGACGAGGACGGGGAACCUGUGAGGGAGUGAUAAAGUGCUGACGGAUGGGGUCGUACAGAGCUUUACCUUCAAUGACUCCGCCCACGGCGCGAGGCUGUUUGGCCUGAAGGAGUUUGGAAACAUUUACAGCCGUAUCGGUAACCCAACCGUCGACGUCUUCGAGAAGCGCAUCGCCGCCCUCGAAGGCGGCGUCGCAGCCGUCGCCUCCUCCUCCGGCGCCGCCGCGCAAUUCAUGGCCUUCGCCACCCUCGCCAAAGCCGGUGACAACAUCGUGUCCACCUCCGCCCUCUACGGCGGAACCUACAACCAGCUCAAGGUCCUCCUCCCCCGCCUCGGCAUAACCACUAAAUUCGUGACCGGCAACGACCCCGCCGACUUCGCCGCCGCCAUCGACGACAAGACGAAGGCUGUUUUCAUCGAGAGCAUUGGGAACCCGAAGUACAGUGUUCCUGAUUUCGAGGCCCUGGCUACGGUGGCGCAUGAUGCGGGGAUUCCGUUGGUGGUUGAUAACACCUUUGGUGCUGGGGGUUACUUCUGUCGCCCCAUCGACCACGGUGCCGACAUCGUCGUACACAGCGCCACGAAAUGGAUUGGUGGCCACGGAACCACCAUCGGUGGCGUGAUCGUCGAUUCCGGAAAAUUCGACUGGGGCAAGGCCGCAGCCAAGUUCCCCGACAUGGUGGAGCCGGCGCCAGGAUUCCACGGCCUCAAGUUCUGGGAGACGUUUGGACCGAUCACCUUCGCGAUUCGCGCGCGCGUCGAUGUCCUCCGUGAUGUUGGAGCUUGCCUCAACCCCUUCGCGGCCUUCCAGCUCAUUCAGGGCGUUGAGACGCUAUCUCUCCGCGCUGAGCGCCACGGACAGAACGCCCUCGCGCUCGCGAGAUGGCUGGAGAAGAACGCGCAUGUGUCCUGGGUCUCGUACCCCGGACUCGAGAGCCACCCCACCCACGAGAACGCGAAGAAGUACCUCACUCGCGGUUUCGGCGGCGUGCUAAGCUUCGGUGUUAAGGGCGGUGGUGCCGCGGGUAGCCAGGUGGUGGAUGGAUUCAAGUUGAUUUCCAACUUGGCGAAUGUGGGAGACUCGAAGACGCUGGCGAUUCAUCCGUGGUCGACUACGCAUGAGCAGCUGAGCGAUGAGGAGAAGGUCGCGUCGGGGGCGACGGAGGAUUUGAUCCGCAUCUCGGUCGGGACGGAGCAUAUUGAUGAUAUUAUUGGGGAUUUUGAACAGUCAUUUGCGGCUACUGCGGCGGCGAAGACGGAGGGGGGGAAGGAGGAGAAUAAGGAUGUUGCGGCGGAGGGGGCGGAGAAGGCGGAGGUUGUUGUUGCUGUUUGAGCCGUCUGAUGAAAUAGAUGCGCAUCAUGGCGUGUAGCGAAUGAAUGAUUUAUGGUCCAUGAUUGAGGUUUGAGUGCAUGUGUAUAAAUUGUCGCCUCAACUGUGUCCAACCAGGUAACUGGUAAUUUGAGAAAG
Molecule: messenger RNA, 1492 nt
Organism: Pseudogymnoascus verrucosus
Lineage: Eukaryota; Fungi; Ascomycota; Leotiomycetes; Thelebolales; Thelebolaceae
Gene: MET17
Product: Homocysteine synthase
Exons: 2
Coding region: 257-1357 (366 amino acids)
Biological process (GO): transsulfuration
Molecular function (GO): pyridoxal phosphate binding; transferase activity, transferring alkyl or aryl (other than methyl) groups
Source: RefSeq, a predicted model, not a curated record